Anisakis simplex (herring worm) is the source of this 864-nucleotide messenger RNA. Lineage: Eukaryota; Metazoa; Nematoda; Chromadorea; Rhabditida; Anisakidae. The record is from the annotation of a GenBank genome assembly.
AUGUCUGCAGAUGGUCUUAAACAGCGGCGAAAAGUGCAGUCGAAUUUCAUUAAAACCGAUGAAGAAACCACAAAAGAUGUAGACGAUGGAGACUCAGAAAGUUCGAGUGAGCGUCCGGAUGAUGAUAAGGCUACACGUUUAACUCUCAUGGAACAAAUCCUACUUCUUGGCCUUAAGGACAGAGAGGGUUACACGUCAUUUUGGAACGAUUGCAUCAGUAGUGGAUUACGUGGAUGUGUUAUGGUGGAACUGGCACUGAAAAAUCGUAUUGAACUUGAGAAGUCUGGAAUGCGAAAGAAAGGUCUUUUAUCGAGAAAGGUGCUUGUCAAAAACGAUCAGCUCACAGGUGAUGUGAUAUUGGACGAAGCUUUAAAGCAUAUCAAGGAAACACAGCCGCCUGAGUCGGUUACCAGUUGGAUUGAAUAUCUGAGCGGUGAAACGUGGAAUCCAUUGAAAUUACGAUUUCAGUUACGUAAUGUACGAGAGCGAUUAGCGAAGAAUUUGGUUGAAAAAGGUGUUUUAACAACCGAAAAGCAAAACUUUCUGCUCUUUGAUAUGACCACGCAUCCUUUGCACAAUGGUGACUUCAAGCAUAAACUCAUCGGGCAAGUGCAAGAAGCAGUGUUAGGUCGUUGGACUAAUGAUGUUCAUCGUAUGGAUAAAAGGAUGCUUUCUUUACUGAUAUUAGCUCAUGCAAGUGAUGUCCUCGAAAAUGCUUUCGCCCAACUUUCUGAUCAGGAUUAUGAGUUGGCAAUGAAACGUGUUCGAUCACUGCUGGAAUUGGAUUAUGAGGUAGAAGGUGACAAAAAAGGGAGCACGUCUUCGGAUGUUAUGUGGGCAGUUUUUGAGGCUUUUAGCAAAUGA